Spodoptera frugiperda (fall armyworm) is the source of this 585-nucleotide messenger RNA. RefSeq lists its product as uncharacterized. Lineage: Eukaryota; Metazoa; Arthropoda; Insecta; Lepidoptera; Noctuidae. The transcript has 4 exons. Gene Ontology annotation, cellular component: membrane. Bases 1 to 585 code for a protein of 194 amino acids. The record is from RefSeq and is a predicted model, not a curated record. Gene Ontology annotation, biological process: sensory perception of taste.
AUGACUGCGUGGAUAGCAGAAGUUGAAUACCAGUGUAAAACUUGUUUGGAACUUGAAGAAAGAAAACGAUGUGAUCAUUUUAGAAAAUUGUUUCAAGCGUAUGAGGAUUUAAUGGAAGCAUAUUGUCUCUUCAAGAAAUUGUUUCAAUUUCCGAUAUUAUUUCUAGCACUGUACACAUUCUUCCUGAGCUUGAUGUAUGUCCAAAUUAUAAUAGAGCUGCGGGAAUUGAAAGUAUCACAAUUUGGCAUGUUUCACAUAAAUGAAAUGACAAUACUUACCGUCGUGUGGCUCCUGAAGAAUGUGUUCUACAUCGUGAUGUUCAGUACUAGCUGUGAAAAGUUCUACAUGUCUGUCACUGACGCCAGGGAUACUUGCUACAAGAUGCUGAAGAGGUUCCAAAAGACAGCAGCAGUAAAGAACCUUUGCAAGAACGUUCUCCGGUCCCAUCGCGCCACCUUCCACAAGAUGACUGCGUGCUCCAUCUUCACAGUAGACGCGGACCUAGCCCACGGGUUUGCUAGUCUAGAAGUAGAGUACAUCGUUGUGUUACUGCAAUUUGCUUUAACUAGGUUUAAGUUGGAAUAA